CGGGCCCCGGGGCCCCGGGGCAGGUGUGGUGGUGCCGCCGCGGCAGAGGACGAGGUGUCCCGGGCCUGUCGCCGCUCGCUCGGCCUCCUCGUCCUCACGCACGGACCCGAGCAGCAGCAUCAUCGAGCCUCAUGGCUCCGCUGCUGGGGCCUGGUGCUGCAGCGGCGGAGCACAGAGAUGCCUCUUCCCCUCCGACUCGGCUCGGUUCGACUCGACUCGGCUCGGUUCGACUCGGCUCGGUUCGGUUCGACUCGGCUCGGCUCGGUUCGGCUCGGCUCCGUCCGCCCGCAGCUCCGCUCCUGUUCCGGUCGGUUCCUCUGUGGCAGCAGCUGCGACAAAGAAAACACAUUUCUUUUGGGGUCGAACGGUUUUAUACGAUUAAAUAUUAAAGAUUGAUAUUAAAAAUGCAUUUUCACACAACCAGAGCACCGCAGCUGUCAUGGCUGAUCCUUGUCUCUGGUUCCGAGGCCCUGGACCCACCACCUGCACCACGGUGCUGCCAGGGGCGUUGCUACAGGGUCGGAAGAGCAGCCCCCCCCCCCCCCCAGAGAACAGCUGAUUACGUAAAAAUCCCCAGUGAUGACAACAUUUUGUGACAAACCUGGAGACAGAGAACGACAAUUUGGUCAGAGCUGCGAUCUUUCUGCCAAACGCACUGUUAUUUUAUAGGUUUGGUCAAAGACUAGAAUGUCUAAAUGAGAAUGAUGGUGGUAGGGGGUCGAUGUAAGCUUCUCGAUGUAAUCCCCCCCCCUCUAAUUGCCUGGGGUCCCCAGAAUUCCCUUGAAACUCACCUGUGUGCUGCCCCCAUCAACUGCAACGUCUGCUUCAUAGAUGCUGUUGACUCAGGAAGAUGGAGACCGUGGAUGACGUCUGAAGGAGCUCAAUAUAUUGAGGAGAUUUCUGAUUCGUUGCACAGUUCAACAAGUGGUCAGUGCAUGGGGUCACCGAAAAACCUCCCCAGCCCAGUCAGAGUGACGUAUUUAACUCUCAGAAUAAUGUCGUCAUGAAACAGACAGAAUGUCUGUCUCCAUAGAAACGCUCGGCCUCUGUCUCGGUACAUUAAGGACAAAGGGCCGACCUUUUAACAACACUCAACAUUCUGAGAGUCAGGACAGAUUUUCCCUCGACAAUCACGAACAGGAAACUGUCAGCAGCUUCUCUUGGUGAAUGUUUUUUACCAAGAAAAAUGUUGUGAUGUGAUGUUUUGGAUAUUCAGAAUAUUACCAGUGCAUUGAUUCUGGGAAGAUUCCGGACAGUGUUGAAGUUUCAUGAUGACGACACGUCUCCACUUCCUUCCGUUGUUCAAAAAUGAAGCUGAAAUACCCCCGGAUACGGGUGCGGCCAUCUUGAAGUCUCACAACCGGCUGAUUCUGCGUUCCAUUAUACCUCGGCACACCAGAAUAACCCGAGUUGAUUUCGUUCCGGUCGCAUAUUUGGUUGGAAGUCGAAGAACAAGAUGGACGCCUGCUAACCACUGUCAGCAAAACCAGUUCAUAUUAACGCAUUAAGCGUCAUUUCACGCGUACCAACGCCGUAGUAACACGUCCACAGACAGUAGGUCGGUAAUUCAGAGUUUUCGAGGUAUGAAACGCACCAUAACACGUCAUGAUUGAUAGGUGCGUUGGACUCAUUUGCAUCGGUCAAGUGGGACCUUGAUACCACGUCUCCACUCAACGAUCACUACUUCCACCAACACAAGAUGGUGGUGCCCGUAUGCGAGAUGUUUUUGGCUGUGAAGACGAGUCAUCCAUCUUUUUAUCCUGUUUUGACUAAAGGAAAUGUCUGUAAGGAUGGAAAUGGAUAUCAGUGGAGUGUCCAGGACACACGUGUCCAUCUGUGCUGCAGCUGAGAUGAAAGCCACGUUGAAACCAGAAGUCGAGCGGCCUCGCUGUGCCAGCACCCCGUGUUCGCCCAUCAGAGGAACGGUGGCAGGGUACCAGAUCCUGCACAUGGACUCAAACUACCUGGUGGGCUUCACCACCGGCGAGGAGCUGCUCAAACUGGCCCACAAGUUGUCAGAGGGCGCUCCAGAGAAGGGCUCCGUACCGGAGGCCGUGUCCAGCUCCAUCCAGAGCAGCGUCCCCAAGUCCGCUGACUUGGGCGUCCACCGGUCGUCACGAAUCUUCAAAGGGAAGAGCCGCUACUAUCAACCCUACGACAUCCCCGCGGCCAACGGGCGGAGACGGAGGCGCAUGCCCAGCUCGAGUGACACCUUCCUCAGGUCCCUGGCCCACGGGGAGCCGGGGAGGGGUCUGCAUGCCCCGCUGCCCCUAUGUCUGCUCAAAGGGAAGGGGGCCCAGUCCAAGUCCCUGGACUACCUCAACCUGGACAAAAUCAGUAUCAAAGAGUCGUCAGACACUGAGGUGUUGCAGUACCAGCUGCAGCACCUGACCCUGCGGGGGGAGCGGGUGUUCACCAGGAACAAGACAUGAACGCACAGCGGAGGCCUUUUUUUAAUUCUAGGCGUCCUCCGCCCCCUCUCGGGGUUCAGGUGCUAUUUCCAGCUUGGUCUCUUUGUACUCAGAUUAUAAACAGUUGUUUAAGCAGACAGUCUGAUAAUCUUGUUAUAUCAUUAACUGGGGGGGGGGUUUCCUUGUACUGUACCGUAGUACACAUAACGUUGUGAAGAAAUAUUCCUAAAAUUAGUCCUCGCACUGUAACGAGGUUACAGAGGUUUGAAAAAAAAAUGUGAAUCAUUUAAACUUAGCAAUAACUAGUGAAGCUACUUAUUGACGGUGUCGUGUGUUUGUUCCGUUCGGGACGAAGAGAAGCAGCACACGUCACGACCGGCAACGGGCCUGUUGGGCCAGAAUCUGUGUCCAGUCGUGUUCAUGGAGGUUUGAAGAUAUAUGUUGUUGUUGGGUUUUAGUUUUCCUUUCAGAUUAUGACACUGCAUACUACUGUCAAGUUAGGAUGAUCAUUUUUAGUUUGCUUCUAAUUUAUUUAUUGCUCUUUUAUGAAGUUGAGUCAGUAUCAGUAGUGUUUUAAACUUAUUUAACAUGAAAUGGGGAGAAAAACCCUGAUUGAUACUCCAUCAAAACCUGUUCACGAAAAGAGGAGGAGAAUUAAAGUAUGUUUAUGCAAAACGUAGAGAGUUUUUGAACCAACUGGACUCCAACCAAGAACAAUAUGAUUAUGUCAUCAGCUCCUUGGAGUCGCCGUGACGACCCGAAACAAUGUGUUUGGUCGCUGGAACAUUUGUGCUUAUUCUCGUCAUUUGCGCAAAUAUUUGUGAGCGUCGUUACGUGUUAAGCACCAGGGGGCGCCCACGUGCACGGUUAAGUUGCGGCUUGUUUCUAGAGGUUUCGUGACCACUGGUCAUAUUCAAAUGUUGGACUGACGUUAAACAUAGAGCUCAAAGAUUAGACGAUACCUUGAAUGUAGAAAAUAAACAUUUAAAACAAUUUUUGGGCAACUAAUAAAUCAUAAUGAAUAAUUCUCUUCCUCUCGUGCUCAGACGUCAGACGAGUAUCACCUCAGUGUUUCUCUGCUCCUGUUUAUCGGUUGUUGGCUGAUGUGGUCGGGAAUGUGUCGGCUUCAGAAAUACCAUGUUGCCGCAUCUCUAGUUUUGUACAUUGGUCGUGUGUGUGUGUGUGUGUGUGUGUGUGUGUGUGUGUGUGUGUGUGUGUGUGUGUGUGUGUGUGUGUGUGUGUGUGUGUGUGUGUGUGUGUGUGUGUGUGUGUGUGUGUGUGUGUGUGUGUGUGUGUGUGUUCCCUCACACAGCUGGUAACGGAUGUGAUCCCGAUGCCUCUACGACAGUAAAGUCGGGCGUCGACCUUGAUGUUGUCUCCGCCGUGGCACCAGCUGUUCACAGUCAACGCUGCAAUAUUGUACAUAAACGAGCCAUGUGAACACUUUACACUCACGGUUCUGUGAAGCGUCCGAACGCCCCUCGAGUUUCUGCACAGUCGUGACUCUACACUUUACACCAACGCUUGACGAACGUCAUGAGGUUCGAACCCUCGGGUGUCGACGGCGUCUUUUCAAAUUGAUCUGUGGUAGAAAACUGGUAAAAACUGUUGAAUCUGAGUAAAACAGGUGAAGUUCUGUCUUUAUGAUUUGACCUGCAGGUCACCAAGGUCAUUAAUAAUCACCAAGGUAUUAAUAAUCCAACACACAUCUGGACAUUAAUUUUUCUGAAUGGUUACUUCAGAGUUGUGUGUCAGAUCAGCAGGUGGAAAUUUUUUUGGGAAAAAGUACAAUUAUCUUCAAACCAUCUUUUCAUCUUAAAACCGACUAUUUCACAUUGCAACAUGAUACAGAUCUUUUUCUUUUCUCUGAUGUGGCAGCGACGUGCUUUUGUAUUCAUCAGCGUUUCUUUGAUUUGAAACUCGACGGGCGAACGACCCGUUUCACCGCGUCCUGUAUGUAACGUCACUCUUAUGCACUUCUAUCGAUUCCUGAAGCCAAACUGAAAAUGUACGCUUGAUGUUAACCAAUGACUGUUAAGACGAUUAAAGCUUCUUUCAAACUGAAAA
Messenger RNA from Scophthalmus maximus (turbot), 4478 nucleotides. It is a transcript of the gene macir, whose product is annotated as macrophage immunometabolism regulator. Gene Ontology annotation, biological process: negative regulation of fibroblast migration; negative regulation of cytokine production involved in inflammatory response. The transcript has 2 exons. NCBI's taxonomy places the organism in Eukaryota, Metazoa, Chordata, Actinopteri, Pleuronectiformes, Scophthalmidae. The coding region runs from base 1779 to 2432 and encodes 217 amino acids. The record is from RefSeq and is a predicted model, not a curated record.